Molecule: messenger RNA, 5098 nt
Organism: Habropoda laboriosa
Lineage: Eukaryota; Metazoa; Arthropoda; Insecta; Hymenoptera; Apidae
Cellular component (GO): cytoplasmic vesicle
Molecular function (GO): protein binding
Source: RefSeq, a predicted model, not a curated record
UAGACUUGUGCGUGACUUAAGAGUGUUAAUCCUUCGAGAAUCUUCGUUAGCAACGUGUUGACUGGAUUAACCAGUGAGAAAGCGUUACUACUAUGUUGUAACGUGAUAGCGUAUUAAAAAACGCUGAAUAUUUACAAAUGAUGAUAGUGCUUUUGUUGUGUGUCAUCAUGAAAAUAGCAGAGUUCUCUGUUGGCCGUAUGAGCCCACCAUUCGAAACGCCUGCACGACCACCACAUCUUUACUGCGGCAAACGCAAGAGGCAAGAACGGAAAUAUUACCGACGACCUAAUGAGAAGUGCAAUUGCCUACUGUAUAAUCGUGCAGGCAAAGGGGCUGCAGUGAUGGAAGAUCCACAAACACCAGGAUCUGAUUGCAACUCCAAUCCUGCAACAGAUUCUAUCCAACAAGAUUUAAUUAGUUCUGAGUUUGUAUAUAUAUAUAUACUUAUGCAUACAUAAAAUGUUAGCUACAGAGAUGGAGGACUUCAUGUUCAUCCAAGUGUAUUGUCCUCACUCUCUGCUUCAUAUUCUCGGGAAGAUUUGGGCUACUAUGAUGAUCUUGCCCGUAACCUGGAUGCUAACUUGGCAGAAAUUGAUAUGGAGAGCUUUCGUACAGCAGACAUUCAUACUUUGCUUACAGCAUUGCCUGUUAUGUGUACAGAUCCAGUUCAGCAUUCAGAGUUUAACUAUCAAAGGGAACGAUAUGCCAGUAUAUCUGGAUCUGUUAUGGAAAAACUUGACAUCGGUUCAUCUAUCAGCCCUCAUACCAGCAGCCAGGGAGAAGAUUCAGCCUGUUCAACAACAGAUACAAUUUCUAUAUGCAAGUCAUCACUACUCUUCUCUCCUAUGAAAGAGACACCCGUACUACCACCGGGGGGUAGUUACAGCGUCGACUCUCUGGACUGUGAAGAUAUGCUGCUAACAUGCCAAACAAACAAUAAAGACAACUAUACUAUUGCUUUUGAGGGUAGUAUUACAAUGUAUUCAGAUGGUUCACAAGAUUUUGAAAAUCAAGAAAAGCAAAAUGCUUAUGAAGCAGCAGGACCAUAUUAUAAUAGAAAUGCAGACUUAAAAAAUGUAUUAGAUUUAUCAAUGGCAUGUUCUGAUUCUAAAAUAUAUACUACAUGGAGCAAUUUGAAACAUUCUUCUAUGAAUAAAAUUAUAACUCGUCAUCCAUCAGGCAAUAACAAUACAAUACCAGAAUUUUCACAUGGUGUUGAAAAUAUUAUAUCUGUAACAAAUAAGAGAAGUCAAAGUUUGCCAGAUCUUACUCAAGCUACACAAUUACAUCUUAAUAUGCCUCUUAAUUUUUCUGUCGAUUCUGCAGAAUCAAAUAAUCAUGCACAACAGUUACAAAGUUCGGGAUCUGUAAUGAGUCGAUCUAUAAACGAAGAAAGUUCUGACAAUGGGGAACAUCAUCCAACAGGAAAGAAGUUGCAAAAUUUAAGUCUUGUAAAAUUAUUUAUGAAACAAAAAAGUAUGAGUGCUGAAGGAAUGAGUCUUACUUUGGAUCAGUCAGACUCUGCUAGUGAUAAUGGAUGGCCUACAAACAAUAGUGCUAGUGACAGUGGUACUAAUACAAAUACACAAAUACAACGGCAAAAUAUAAAUAAUACCUCUAAACAGCAAGUUCCAGAAGGUGACUUUUCUAUUAAUUGGGUUAAAAGUGACGUUUAUAAUAAUCAAGAAACAGAAAAUCAGAAAGACAAUUUUAGUGAUAUUCCAAAACGCUCAUCAAGAAUAAGUGAACAGAAGGAUGAAAUGAUGUCAUCUGCAUCUGUAGAAGAAUUAUCAGAAAAUACAUCUAAAUCAGAUUUAACGCACGAUCAUGAUACCGACCAAAACGAGUUUGACAUUCUUCCUUUUGAACAUCAGCGAAAAACCGCGUGGAUUAAAUCUAUGGAAAAGAAACAUCCAAUUUGUAAAACAACUGGUAUUCAAGCAAUAGCUGAAACAGAGGACAAUUCAGUUCAGACAUCUUUAGUAUUUACAUCCUCUACAAAAGAAAAAGAAAAAGAAAAUCCUUCUUUAAAGGAAACAAUUGUUAACAAGAAGCCAGUUUAUGUUGUAUAUCCAAAUUAUGCACUACCUGAUUUAUCAUUUCUCAAUAUUAAAGAUUCAAAGUUAGAUAAUAUAGCUUUAAAGCCACAGUGCUUUGGAAAAAAUAGAGUUAAUUGGAAACAUACUGGUAGAUCUGGUAGACCAUUUUCAUGUAAUGAUAUAGAUGCAUUGCGUCAACGUGGAUUCUCACACGUUAAAGAUUGGGAGUCGUUGACAUUCCUUUUGCCUACUGAGUACAAAAAAAUUUUGUACGAUGUACCAGAAGUUUCAAAGCACAUCAAUAUUAAUGAAGAAACGAAAAAGCCUCUGUUUUGUUUAUCUCCUCCAAUGCGUCAUAAAACUCGUACCAUAAGUGAAAUCAUACCAAAUACUUCAUCUUCUACUAGUAGCACAGCAACGCAACCAUCCUCUGGAUAUCGAGGAUCUUCUACGAUAUUAACUGAUUCUUCAACAAAUCAACAAACGUUAAAUAACGCAACCAAUCCAUUGUACCUUUACCGUUAUGAUAGUAUUAGUUCCGAGGCCAGUUUAGUAAGUAACGAUAAAAAAAUGCAUAGGCAAAUUAGUAAAACAAAAACAACCUGUCCGUGUCUCCCGAAACGAUCGAUCUCAUUACCACACGGAGAUCGUGAGUCCGAAUUUUCUAAUGGAAAAGUGCCACCAAGACCACCUUUACCCAGAAGUAUUUUAAGAAAAAGCAAGGUUCCUGCAAGUAAAAGAUAUAGCAUGUUUGAAAUGGGAGAUGUAGAAGAAAUAGAGGAUCAAUCGCCUGAAACAAAUAAAAGAAAGUCUUUACAAGAGCCAUAUUAUAUGAAUAACGAUUUACAAUUAACGUGUCGUGGAAGAAUUGUUGAUUCAGAAAAAGAUGUUGACGAGACAGAGGAAAGAUAUCAUACAGAAAGGGUAAAUGAAACAACUACAACAGAUAUGGAGACUGAAAAUUCUGAAAAUAGUGAAGAUGAUGUAAAACAAUUGGAAGAAUUUUUGAAACGUAGCGGUUUCUCAUCAAGUAGUGAUGGAGAUGUAGAAGAUCCCGACGUUAAAUUAAGAUCAUAUGUAAGAAAGUUUUUAGCUCUCAGGAUGAAUAAAGAUGUUACCAAAGCUACUGAUAUGAUGGAUAUGAUAGAAUCGCAGAAAAAGACUGUCAGUUUUGCCGUAAACCAAAGGAAAAAAUACUUAGACAAUAAGACUAAUAAUUUAAAUGUAGUUGCAAAUGAAUCAAGUAAAGAAGUUGCACUUACAGAAGAAAAAAAGGAGGUGAUUCCUGAUAAUAAAUCAUUGGAUUUAGAUGAGAAGAGAAAAAUGAUAUUAUCUGUAAAUAAAGCAGUAGAUUUAUUAUUGAAAUACUGGAAUAGUGAAUCAACUCAUGGUAGACAAAAUUACAAUGAUAAAAAUGAAUGUGCUCAAAUCUGUGUUAGUAAUUUGUGCCCAGCUUUGUAUGCCAUUAUGUCAGAUGGAUUGAAGCCACACUUAAAUUCUACAUUUGGACCAAUAACGAAUAGUGUUUGGCAAGUGGUUGAAGCAUCCUCUCAACAAGGUCCAGUUACUAAAACAUUAAACGAAUUAGUACAAAAAAUUAAUGGUGAAGAUGUUAUUACCGAAGGAAUGCUAAAGUUUCAUGCAUUUGUAUUUGGUUUGUUAAACUUAAGAGCUUUGGAUGCGUGGUUUGUAUAUUUAUGUACGAGAGAAUCUAUCCUAAGAAAACAUUACAAUAGCAACAGUUUAUUCGUGGCAGCUUUAUCAAAUCCAAAUGCACGAGAAGUUGUUGAUACUCUAUUAUAUAUUCUAGAUCCCCUUGCAUUUUGCCCAUUUCAGCUUGAUCUUCUAUAUCAGUAUCGUCAACUUCACAACAGUUUUGGCAAUUUAAAUAAUCAUACUAUAAAUGCUGUAAACUUUAGGAAUGUCGAUCUUACCACAAAGGAACAUCAUUUCGAUAAAACGGAUACUUGUGCAAUGGUUUCUAGUCCAAGAAAAGUACGUCCCAGAUCGUGUGUUGCUUAUAGCAAUUAUGAUGAUAAACCUAGCGGUAUUCAUAAAUCAGAUAUGGAAACCGUGAAGAAACGUUUAAGUAAUCCUAUAGGUUCAAAAGUAUUUCGUGCUCUGGAUAAACUGGCUUCCGAAGAUUCUGAAGAUUACACUGAUAGUUUAGAACAUUCACCGUUGAAUAGAGCAUCGAAUAAACAACCUGUACCUAGAAAAUCUCAUAGUCCGGAAAAUAAAAUGAAUGAUGAAGACAAUAUGUCGGGAGAAGAGAAAUUUAGGAAACUUCAAGAAAAAUGGGAAUUGAUGGUUGGAAAAGAAGAUGCAAAGAAUCAACCAGUAGUCUCAACACCCUUAUCACCUACACGAACACCUACGAGUGUAGGAAAAUCUAAGAUACCUAGGCUUCUUACUUCGCCGGUAAAACAGUCAAAUACGAUAGCAGGACCUGCCAAGAAUACGAAAUCUCCUGUCUCGGGAAUACCAUCUUUGAAGAAACCUGUUAUACUUUCUACAACAAAAACUACACCAAAAAAACCAAUAGAAGUAAGAAGCAAAGACGUAACAAGGCGUACUAGUAGAGUGGAUCAGGAGGUUGUAGGAACAACGCGAACUCACUUAGCGCGACCUAGUUCUUUACCAUAUAAGUCUUAUGGACUAAUGUCUAAAGACAAAAAUUUAAUAUCUCCUCAAAGACGAGCGGCGUCUACGUCUUUACCAAGACCAACUGCUACUAGUACUGCAAGAAAUCCUCCUACAAAAAAACCACUUAAAGAAGUUCGCACACUUACGCAUAGGGUCUCAUCAUAUAAUGGGCAUCUUGCAUUUGGAGAAGGUGAGAAGCUGAAAGUAAUUCUAGAAGUAGAUAGUAAGUGGUUGUUAUGUGCGAGAGGUGAUCGAAAAGGUCUGGUUCCGCGGAUGUGCGUGCAUAAUAUUCAGACUUAGCCCCACAUUAAAUGUCAGUAAAUAGAAAUUAUUUAAGUGGAACAAAGUUAUAAGACUUCAACGCUAUGAAGAUAUUGAAUGAAAUGAAGAAAAAUGUGUACAGUGUAUUAAAG